Schistosoma turkestanicum is the source of this 4149-nucleotide messenger RNA. The record is from the annotation of a GenBank genome assembly. NCBI's taxonomy places the organism in Eukaryota, Metazoa, Platyhelminthes, Trematoda, Strigeidida, Schistosomatidae.
AUGUCUAAUCAACGUUCACAACUGCUUUUCUCAAGUCAAGCAUUAACCACAAUGGAUACAAAUACAAACGUGACUAAUUCACCAUUGGCUUCAGUUAAUCCUACAGCAGUACCUUGUGGUCAAUGUCUUACCACAACAAGUACACAAAAUAUUUUAACUGGACAACAAAAUCAAUCAACUGGACAUAAACCACAAUUAGGUCAUAAUAUAACAGGUUUGCAAAAAUCAAUGCAUACAGUUGUACACACAAGUGGUGUGCCAGCUGUUAUGGAAACUUAUGUACAUGGUAAUCGUGGACUAACUGCUCAUUAUCCUCUAGGAACGAAUACAUUACAUGAAAUACAAGCAAUUCCAAGAGUUGUUGAACAAGUUAACACUACUACUGGUGCCGUGAGUGUUCAACAAUCACAAUUUGGAACAAAUUAUCGACCUGUAUUAAUUGCAAAUACAUCGAUAAAAGGUCAACCUAUACUAGGAAGUAAUAGUUUACCAAAUAAUCAAACAUAUCAGAUGAUUGCUUAUCCACAUCAAGCUUUAAAUAUGGUACAAACACAUGCGAAAAAUGCACAUACACUACCAAUUGGCACUACUAAUACUAUUAUCAGUGCUACAAACAGUGGUAGCAGUCAUAAUAAUUUAAUGUUAGCUGGUGUAAUUGCGCCUGAAUGUUUAACAACUGACUCCAACAAUAAUGCAGCUCGUAUUGCACAACUUCUAGCUCCUUCUGGAACACAUCCUAUUGCAUCUACUGCAACACAUAUUGGUGGUAAUACUCAAUACCUCGUCUAUUAUCCUCAGCAAUCAAGUACUGGAAGUAAAGUUCAAACAAUGGAAUCACCACAAACACUUUCUACCGCAACAACAACACCAACAACAAAUAUUGUUCAUACAACACAAAUGCCUUCAACAAUUAAUGUUGCCAUAGGUACGUUAACAAGUGGACUUUCUACUAGUGGAAUUAUUUAUACAUCUAUUCCUGCUAAUCAUGCAACAUUAAAUUCAUCAAAGUUGAAUUCAUCAACCAUUAUACAAAAUGAAGAUUCAUUUAAUGCUACUAAUACUACCACCAUUAAUACUAAUACUGCUACUACUACUACUACUACUACUCAUGCUACUACUACUACUACUACUACUACUAACACUAAUGUUAAUCAAUCACAACAACCUUAUACAAUUUAUUAUGCUUUACCAACUAAUGAUUUAUUACGUCAGCUUAAAUUAAAUCAUCAAACUAUUCACGUUGAUUCAAAUCUAUCAUCGAGACCACAAAUCAUUCAAACACCAGCUGGUUUAAUGCUUGUUCAAUAUCCUUCACAAUAUCAACAAUGUUCAACAGGUAGUUUAUCACCAAGUACAACCAACACUGGGUUACAUCAUCAUCAUCAGCACCAUCACCAUCAUCACCAACAACAACAACAACAACAACAACAGCAUCAACAAAUACAAAAUGAUCAUACAUUAUUACGUAAUAUGAUGAUGACAUCAGGUACUUUAACUAAGCAUAAUAUACAACAAAUAAGUGUAAUUAAUCCUGGAAUACCUGUUACUGUUUCACUUGCUGGUUCACAUAUAGAUUCAAAUACAUUACCACGUCAUACACGUGUUGAACAUGUGCAAGGAUCAGGAUUAAUUUGUACUUGUCCACCUGAAGUUCAUCAAGCUAUAUUUGAACAACAAAGACUGAAACGUCAACAAAAUCAACCAUCAACAAUGUUAUUGACUGGUAUAUCACAACUGAAUAAAACCAGUACGAUUGUAACAACUACUAUUAAUACUACUUCAACCAUGUCUAAUAACAACAGUAGUCAUACUAAUAGUUCAAUAUUUGAAGUAUCAGAAUUAAUACCAGGUAUUAUGACACGUAACUCACCAAAUGUAACAGCUGUCAAAGAAAAUGGGUUAACAAGAAGUUGUACAGAAAAAUCUUCAGAAGAUGAAUUAAACAAUCAAAAAAAACAUAUUCACCUAUGUCAUCUGACUAAUUGUACUACAUCUGCCAUAUCAAACACAAUAAUAACAGAUACAUUGAAAAGAAAUUUACAACCACAAACUGUUAACAGUAAUCAUAGUAAUAAUAAUAUUAUUAACAUUAACACAACUAAUCACCAACUAUUCGAUGAAAUAACUGAAAAAGAAGCUCAUGUAAAUUACUUGGUCACUUUAUUUCAAGCAUUAAAAAGUUCUGGUGUACAAGCGGAUGCUUUUAGAGAAGCAUUUGAACGUAUUGAUAUGCCAGUGACUCAUUCCAAAGUAUCUUUGAAUUCAAUAGAUCUACAUAAUAAAAAACAAGCCUUAUUAAAGACGAAACUUCACCAAAUUGAAGAGAUGCGUAAAUCAGUAAAAUCCUUUUAUCAAAUAUUCAAUGAAUUCAACAGAAAAUUAACAUUGAAUUUAAAUAAUUGUAACAAAUUGGUUACAAAGUUAUCCAAUCAACACAUAUCAACAAAUCAUACAAUUCUUGAUCCAAAAUUAGAAAUUAUUCAAAAUGAACGAAGAAAUUUAGACCGAUCAUUGCAAGAAAUGCAUAAAAUUAAUACACUUCUAAGUGAACAAUUACAUGAUCUUGAAUGUGUUAUUGAACAAACUGGUAAUGAUGUAUUACAACAUCGUUGUCGAAUCACAUUACCAUAUGUGCAAACACUAGAGAAUAGAUUGGAUGCAAUUAAUUCAACCGUUAGUUUGGCAUGUAGUCAUUAUCCAGAAAUUCAACAAAUAUUGAAUAAUCAUAAAGAAGCGGAAGCAAAAGCUGUUGAAAUUCAAAAAAGAGUACUUGAUGAUCAUUUAUAUCAAUUGAAAGAUGUCAAUGAAAAAUGUAAACGUAUUAAAGGCACAAUACUUACGUUAAAACGCCUUGCAGUUGUAAAUGUACAAAAUCGACAACGUUCAAAUUCCCCCAGACGUUUUACUCAUCUUGGUGGUUUUGUUAAUCGAGCCGCUGCUGAUCGAGGAAGUAUUGAACGUAGUCGAUUAUAUGCUGCUGUACAGAAUAUUCAGCCAGAUUCUGAAAAACGACUACAAGCAAUCAGAAAACAAGAAAUGCUGGCCGUUCAAAAAAGACGCGUCUUCUCCAAUGACAAUAUUUCUCCUAAUAUGUUGUUUACUGCGCUUGCAGAACAAAAAUCCUCACUAAAUAAAAAUACUAUCUCAUUAAUUAUAGAUUCAGACAAAAGUCUAGUACCACAAAAAGAAUCUAAAACAUCAACAAUAAUAACUACAUCCUCUGUUAUAGGUGAUAAUCAAGAUGAAAUAUGCGCUCCAUUAGCUGCUUGUUCGGAUGAUUCGAUUAGUUCAACAAACACUACAAGUACAAUUGAUUCAUCAACUAGUAAUGAAUCGAAUAAAAUGUAUCCAUUAUCUAAAGGUUUUAAUCCAGACACAAUUACAUCAAUGAUGGAUGAAAAUAGUGAUAGUACAUUAGAAAAUGUUCAAUCAAUAACAAUGCCAACAAGUAUUCUUAAAGGUUCUACUUCCAAUCCAUUGCCGAAUUCAAAUUCUCCAAAGCAACGUAUUCGUAUAGGUAGCCGUGGUUCACGUGCUGUUAUGUUCAAUACAACAGUUACUGUAGAUGAUGGUUCUGAAGUAGUUCGUUUAAACUGUACAUUAGAUGAUUCUGAAUUGAGCAAAAAUAAAGUACCACCGACAGAUCGAUCGGAUUCGUCACCAAUGAGUAGACUUGGUGGAAUGUCAGACAGAUUUUCUCGUUCAAAAUCUCCACAUGCUAAUAAAAUUGCCUCACUUAAGUCGGGGUCAUCAACAUCCACUAUGAAAUUUUCUACAACAGCAAGUAAUAAUUCAUCGGAAACAAUGUUCACUUCACAAGCUAAAGGAGAAACAAAGUCAGACACAAAUUUAAGUAAUUUAGAUUUCCCGCAAACAAUUGAAUUUGGUUAUACUGUACCGACACCACCGCCUAGACGAAGCAGUCAAGUUACAGCGACGACGACAACAACAACAACAACAACAACAAUAAAUACAGAUGAAGAAAAUACAUUAAAAUCUACAGUAUGCUCGAAUAGACAAGAAGGAGAUAAGAAUGAUGCAAUUGUAAGUUCUGCUUAUGGAAUUCAGUCUUCACUGUCCAAUAAACAACUUUUUCCAGCUCCUACAAAUACUGAAGCCAAUGAAAGUGUAACAAGUCCAUGUGAAUGA